Messenger RNA from Polyodon spathula (Mississippi paddlefish), 3880 nucleotides. RefSeq lists its product as uncharacterized. The record is from RefSeq and is a predicted model, not a curated record. The transcript is spliced from 18 exons. Gene Ontology annotation, cellular component: nucleus. Bases 208 to 2892 code for a protein of 894 amino acids. NCBI's taxonomy places the organism in Eukaryota, Metazoa, Chordata, Actinopteri, Acipenseriformes, Polyodontidae. Gene Ontology annotation, molecular function: zinc ion binding; RNA binding.
GGCAUACGUCAUCAAAAGAAGCCUCCUGGUGAAGGAGUACAGUAUUAAGCUUCCAUAGAUCACCCGGUGGAGAAUCAAUCUGUGCAUUUAGAAUAAGAGUUUGAGAAGAGGAACCUACUCGCUCUGGGUUGAUUCUUCAUCUUUCAGAGGUCGUUGGUCUCAUGCCGAGUCCCUCAUCCUCGACUUAAUUGGAACUGGUGCCACAACAUGUCAGACAACAAUGGCUCUUUUGAGGGUGCGAACAUGGAUGGUUUUGGUUCCAGUGCAUUUGCUUUGAGUUCAUAUUGCAACCCCACUGAAAAUGGUGCAGGGACAGCAAGCCUAAAUCAUGGCAUAAAUUCUGGCUUAAGCAUACAGGGCACCCAGAAUCUGGACAUGGUCUCUGCAGGAGCGUCCCAUAGCAUGCCACCAUCCUUGGAUGUAACAAGAGGCCCGAAUUCAAAUUCUUUGCAGAGCGGAUACUUGGACAAAGCCACAAACCUUUUUGCCAGUCUUGGUCUCCCGCGCGAAGAGUUGGAUGCACUAGCGUGCAUGUCUGAGGAUCAGCUUAGUGUGGAGAACCUGCAGCAGAGUAUCCUGCAGCUCAAGGCGCAGCGAGCUGAAGGAAGCAGUGUGUCUAACCGCCCCAGAGACUUCCGCUCCCCCCGACGAGAACAACCAUACAGAGCCGACAGGGAGGUGAAGCACAGGAGGACGGAUGCUUUUGCUUAUAGUUCUGGGAGAAUGGGAGGUGGCACUGACCUUCAUUACACUGCAGGGUAUCGUACUUACUAUCCCUCAGAAUACGACUGGGAUGGUCCCGCUCCUAGGCCUGAAAGGUACUUCUCGGAUGUGCAGUCCUGGAAUUGGCAGCAUAGAUCACCUUAUUCAAAGAGCCGUCCUUCCAAUUUUGACCGCAGGCCGGUAUGGGACACCAGCUAUCCAGCUCCUGGAUACGUGGCGCCUCCUCCACUGCUUCCAGUUGAUAUCUCAAGGAGAAGAAUGCGUCCUGAUAGGAGAGUGGGAAACGUUUCAGAUGGAAUGAAAUCAAGAAGAGGCGAGAGAUGUCACCCCUUGAAAGAAAAGCAACAUAGAGUAAUCCAUCUGGUGAACCUGCCGUCCGAAAAUUACACAAAUGAAGACCUGUUUGACUUGGCAAAAUCUUUUGGGCCUGUGCAGUGCUACAAAAUACUCCGAAGCAAUAAAGAGGCUUUUCUGGAAAUGAAGCAUCCUGAAGCUGCAGAGAAGAUGGUGCGGUACUAUAGGACCCAUGCUGCCAAAGUCAAUGGAGACAGGAUCGGUGUGUCCAUAUUCCUGAAGCACAAGAAGCUUGCACAUUGGAUGCGGGAAGAAGUCAAGUCACCCAGCACUUCAGGUGAAGCUCCGGGGAGUGGGAGCAGGUCUGGACGCUCAGUAUCCGGAGACAGGGAGUCCUCUAGAACACGAAGGACGUCCAGAUAUGACCGGACAAGAAGAGAGGAGUCAAGAGAUAAAUCCCUGGAGAGACAAGAGAGGAGGACGAGUCGGCAAAUGGAGGAGUCCCCAGAUAAAUCUAUGGACAGUUCAGAAAGUGAAGGGGAGGAGCAAGAGAACACAGCCUUGCGGCUGGCAAAAGGGGAGGGGCCAGCGGAUAAAUCCAUGGACAGUUCAGACACUGAGGGGGAGGGGCAAGAGAAGAGUGGCAGCAAACUGGGGCAAGGGGAGGGGCCAGUCGAUAAAUCCCUGGAAAGUUUACAGUCCCAAGAGGGAGAGCUAGAGAAUAAAGGCAGGCAGUCAACACAAGGGGAGGAGCCUGUAGAUAAACCCGUGGAGAGUUCAGAGACCCCCAGAGAGGGGCAAGACAAGAGUUGCAGCCAGUCUGCACAAGGGGAGGAGUCAGCAGCUGGGUCUGAGCUCAAGGAAGGGGAGAAGGAGAAAGCGAAGGCUGCAGGGCAGGGGAAGGACCAAUGCCUCGAUAGAUCAAAGAUCCGAAAGCCAUGGCCAUCGCAGAAAGGCAGAUUUUCUACAGGGCCUGGUGUCGAGGUAGAAGGAAGCAGCAAAGUGGUGGACAUUCGGUUCAGGAAAUGGUCGUGCUCUGUGGAGGACUUGCUGGAGAUGGCUGAGCCUUUCGGCACUGUGGUCGCCUACCUGGUUUACCAAUCCUCUGGCUUCCUGGAAAUGCUUACAUAUGAACAAGCAAGGGUUAUGGUGCGAUACUACCAAGCUACAAAUGAUCCUUCCCGUGAAUUGAGGAUUUGUUUGUCGGAUAAAAUGACCUCCGUAAAGAGACCACUCUUUGAACCUGUUACCUCAGUGCUGUGUUUCAGUAACAUUUCUAGAAAAACCUCCAGGGUAGAGUUGCAGGAAUUGGCAGAGCGCUUUGGGGCUGUGCUGAAAAUCACUAUCGCAAAUAAAAUUAAAAAGGCUUUUGUGGAAAUGGUAGACCGGGCUGAGGCAGAGAUCAUGGUGACAUUCUAUAAAAAACGCCCCUUGAGGAUUCACUUUAAAAAGAUCGAAGUGAGCCUCUUAAAGAAUUACACCUUUGGAUGUAAUGGUGAAAAUAUUGACACAGAAAAUGCUACACAGGAGCAGACUGUAGCGCCAGAGUGUGAGAAGGCUGGACCACCAAAGUCUGAAAAGACUGAAACUGUGCAUAAUGGAGAAGCAGGAAACUCAACUAAUAGGCCACAGGCUGGUAACAACAAAACCACAAACACUCUGGGACCAUACACACCUGACAGCCCUGUUGGCUUGGAGUACAUGGUCCUGAGGACUGGUUACUUCUGCAAACUGUGCAGCGUGUUCUCUAGCAGUGAAAACGAGAAGACUGCCCACUGCAGCAGCCUGGAACAUUAUGAGAAAGUAAAGACCUCGAUCACAGAAAUGGACCAACAGCUACCAGUGGAGUCAAUGCAGGUGUCUGAAACGAGAUAGAAUGAAGACUGUUGGAGGCCUGUAAAUCAAAAGAACCACAGAAAAGACUGUAUCAAAGUUCGGCAUUUCUAGCUGUUCACCUGAGCUUUGUUUAAAUCCUUGUAUAUAUAUUUAUUUUGGGAUUAUUUUGUAAAAUGCUUUACCAUUGAUAGAUAAUGCAAUUUGUUUUGCAAUAACCUUCCCUGAAGUUGUUCUUCUCUCUGCAACCCAGAAGUGAUGCUUGAGACCACAGCCUGGUGUUCAUCUUAUUUUUAUUUUUUUUAUUUUUUUGGUGAAACUGACUCCUUAAAAUUCUGUUGUGUCCUUCAUACAAGUGUGAUCUAGACAAAUAAACCUUCACUGUACAUUCAAUAAAAUCUGUAUUUUCACACUGAUCUUGGAAUAUACCUAUGGUCUAGAAACGUAAUACAAAAUGAUGGGAAAUAACAAAAAUUAUGAUUUUUUAACAAUAAUAGCUUCCCCUUUUUAAAAUAAUAAUAAUAAUAAAAUGCAAAUAUUUAUAAAGCCAGAAUCACAUGCAUAACAGUACAUGUAAGAUGUAUUGGAACUUGCUGGGCUGUUUCCUGUCUUCCUGGAUCAUUUGAAAGAAUGGGAGUCGCUCCAUUUUCCUAACUACAAACCUGACCAUUCGAGCGCACAGUAUGCCUGUGAGUGGCAUUGUUUCAUGGGUUUACAGUGAAGGGCUGUUAACAUCACAGUAGGGCAAAUGCCUUUAACUAGUGGAUGAAUGGAAGAUCUUUAACAACAAUCUAUUUAUCAGACUUUUCAUCCAUACAAACAUAUAAACAAAUUGUACAUUGAAUUGUUAAAAUAAAUGCAUACAAGAAGACAGUAGCACACCACUCAAGUGUAUUUCUGUAUUCAUUAAUUCUUGUUUAUCUACCAUUUUCCUAGCUUGUUGAACAUGGGGCCCAAGUCAGAUCUUCUGCACAGUGAAUGCCAAGAUCAUUUCCAGCUGUUGCACAGUACUGGUCUAAUCAUUCAAUGC